AUGCCCGAGGAGAUUGGCUUGGCGUCGGCGCGCAUCGUCGACUCGCGCAUUGUGACCCGCGGCGGCCAAAAGUACGUGCAGUACAAGCUCGAGAUCCAGACGACCAACUUUGGCACGGUCUACUGCUGGAAGCGCUACUCGACGUUCCGCGCGCUCUGCGACCGGCUCCAGAAGGAGGCCGGCUUCAAGAAGACGGAGAUCCCGCAGCUGCCCAAGCGCCACAUCCUCGGCAACCUCUCCCAAAAGACGAUUGGCGAGCGCGCCGACAAGCUCAACGAGUUUCUGGACGCCGCCGUGCGCGCCGAACACCUCCAGUGGGGCAUCAAGGUCGACGACUCCAUCGCAGUCUACAAGCGCCGCGUCAAGAAGCCGCGCGCGACGACGACGGCGAGCUCGCGUGGCGCGCCGCCUCCGUCGAGCCGCCGGCGAUAA
Messenger RNA from Saprolegnia parasitica CBS 223.65, 432 nucleotides. RefSeq lists its product as hypothetical. Lineage: Eukaryota; Oomycota; Saprolegniomycetes; Saprolegniales; Saprolegniaceae. Bases 1 to 432 code for a protein of 143 amino acids. Gene Ontology annotation, molecular function: phosphatidylinositol binding. The record is from RefSeq and is a predicted model, not a curated record. The transcript has a single exon.